AUGACGCCCGGUCCUCCCGAUGAAGCGCUUCACUUUCGCGGAAAGACUCUGACUCCGGAAAGCCCUCGACCGCUGCACAUUCCGGAGCCAGCUAAUAUCCCAGUUCUGGAGAACCAAAUGGAUCCAGUCUUCAAUGAUACCUCAACCUAUGAACGUUCGGUGUAUACUCAGGUUCCGCAAACCCAUGAUGGAUGGUCGCACGGAGCGUUAAAAAAUGGCCAGGGGGGACCGUUUCAGACCCAGGGUGCCGGUAGUUUUCAAGGCUCGCAAUCAAGUGUGACGCAGAAUGGAAUAACUGUUUCUGCACCAUACUACACUCCAAAGCCUGCAUCGGGGUCCGAGAAAUCUGGCCUUUCGGGCUCAAGGUUCUCUCUCCCCGAUUCCACUCAUUCCCACACUGCUCCGGUUGCUCCGGUACCCCAAGGCUUUGCCACUGCGAGCGAAGUAGAUCAUGCCCACGCGGAGCUGUCCAAAAUGAACGCCGAGAAGGAAGAUGUGGGAGUCAAUUUUCAGAAUCUACUCGACAAUAUCUCUUACCCCAACCCUGGUGCAACCAUAGCCGCCGUGUCUCCAGCCGUGAACACAUCUCUCCACCAAGCGACCGCUGGCGAAGCCCUCCAACCCCAGAGCAUCCCUGCCCACACUCAAGCCCAACAUAAUUCGUCUACUCAGGCCCCCUACAGUCCAAAUGACGAGGUGGCAUAUGAACCUCCCUCCAAUGCAUCGCUAGCCCACGCAGCCCAAUCUAGUAGCCUUCAGCCUCAGCAAUUUUCCAUUGCUCCGGGGGCGGCCGCCAACAAUCCGCCUCUCUCCACCUUCCCGCAAACCACGUCUAUCCUGGCUGAAACCCAGGGCACCGUGCAAGAGCCUUCAGCAACUUUCAAGAGAGGUCGUAUCGAAAAACCCGGCCGAUCCGUCAAACCUACCGAUGAUGACUCAUUUUGGGGCCCGGAAGUUCAAAAGAAGUACGACGAGUUCCUGCAUGAUGAGCGGGUUUACGUGACGGAGGGUCUUUGGGAUCGGUUCCCCAUGGGCUCCAGACUGUUUGUUGGCAAUCUACCUACUGAAAGAGUCACCAAGCGAGACAUGUUCCAUAUUUUCCACAAGUACGGAAAGCUGGCUCAGAUAUCGAUCAAACAGGCGUACGGUUUCAUUCAAUUCUUGGAAGCCAGCUCUUGCCAUGCGGCUCUCGGGGUUGAACAGGGAGCCACUGUCAGGGGCAGGAAGAUACGUCGCCAGACUUCAGCCGUUCCAGUUCUGGGCGAACAAACGCCCGGACCUCCAACGAUCGUUACGACCGACCCAAGCCAUAUGAUGCCAGUCGGUUGCCGUUCAGUGACUUUCGAGAUGAACCUUCACACCGUAGCAGACGGGAUGACUAUCGCCCGCCGCGCUCCCCUUCCCCGCGACCUUUUCGAGGGUCCCGAGACGGGUAUCGGUCACGCGAAAGAACACCAGAGAGAUUCGAUCGUCGCGAGCGAAGGCGCUCCCGUUCUCCGCGUUCUCCACGCUCACCCUAUUCCAGAGACCGACGAUAUCGCAGCAUUAGCCCAAGGCUGCGUGGCAUCUAUGAAGGCGAAGCAGAUCUACCAGUGCCUCGACGAGCUCAGCGAGAUGUGCCAGAAAAAUUUUGUUCUUCAUGUAGAAAACGCAUUCCGCAACCGUGGAUUGCGAGUAGAUGUCCUUGUGCUUGGUCCACGGAUCCCUCUUGGUGCCGCAGUGCAUCGCCAGUUUACUGAGGGUGUUCUUGCGGUUGUUCGUCUAUCUCGUCCCAACCAGGUUUCCCGAAAGAUUCCUCUGCAGCUCUUUGAUCGCACGGCCGGAUUAGAUAAUGUCCGCUUCCUUGAUUACCCUGAACUCGAGCCUAACUUGUCCGCUGAGCUCCUCAGUCACCAAGCUCAGGCGAUGCAGCGAGGAGCUGCCCCAGCGGCAUUUGCACCAAAUCCUACCUUUGUCGUACCCCCAGCGCAGCCUAUGGCAGUUCCUCCGCCUGUCUUGCCUGCACUUUCAAAUCAGCCCAAUAUUGCAAAUCUCAUUGGUUCUUUGGAUGGCCCGAGUCUUUCGUCUCUUUUAUCGGCACUCCAGCGACCUCCGCACUCCCAGCCCGUAUCUGCCACACAGUCACCAUUCUCCUCACCCAACCCACCUCCGGCCGAUCUAGCCAGCCUCCUGACCAACGCCCAUCGGCCGCCACCUAUGCCCGCUACCCCGCAGCAACCUCUUUCUCGCCCACCUUUCAAUCUCCAACCAUCAAAUGCGCCUGUCAUCACAGAUCCGACCCUGCUUUCCCUCCUGACCAAAGGUCUAGGCGGGCAACAGUCGCAGGGCCAGGGACCCAUUGGACCCCAGGUACAGAACCUUAUGCAACACCUGGCGAAGUGGAAGCAAUGA
Penicillium paradoxum is the source of this 2391-nucleotide messenger RNA. RefSeq names its product putative RNA-binding protein (Nab3). The record is from RefSeq and is a predicted model, not a curated record. The coding region runs from base 1 to 2391 and encodes 796 amino acids. Gene Ontology annotation, molecular function: RNA binding. Lineage: Eukaryota; Fungi; Ascomycota; Eurotiomycetes; Eurotiales; Aspergillaceae. The transcript is spliced from 5 exons.